AAGUUACUGGAUUAAAAAAAUAAAAAUCUCUAUUGAAAACUUAGGCCUAAGACAAAGGAAGAGAACCUCCUUGUAUGCGAGAAGAUUUAUUUCAAAUUGUUUGGAUCUUGCAUUAUGAGGAUGCAAGUAAAUAUUUCAGCUUGAAAGACAAUCUGUGAUAAAAUGAGCACCACCAUACCAGUGCUAGAUAAUAUUCCUUUGCCUUCAGCAGGGCUGCAAGCAUCAAUGGAGGAUAAAUCCAGUACUCACAGUCACUCAAGUUCUUCAAAAAGGAAAUCAAGCAAGCAUAAUGAUGCCAAUAAUGAUAAAGAUGAACAUUCCAAGAAGAAACAUAAAAAAUCAAAAAAGAAAGAUAAGCAUAAAGACAAAGAUAGAGAAAAAAGCAAAGAUAGGAAAAAGGACAAGAAGAGCUCUGUUGAGUCAGAACUUACAGCAAUAGAAAAGUUUAAUAUGUUUAAAAAACAAAGAGAGGCUGCAAAAGGUGAUGAUAAAAUUGUUGAUGAUCUUUUCAAAGAUUUUAUUGCAUCAAAAUUGAAACAAAUUGAAAGUGACAAUACUAAAAGUAGUGAAAAGAAAAGUAAGUCUAAGAAAGAGACAGAUGUAAAAGUCAGUUCUAUGGAUGAAAUGAAUAAAUUUCUUGAUGACGAAAUUAGCAACAUUUCCCUGCCAUGUGUGUCUAAAGACAUUGAAGUCAAGCAAACAGUUCCACCAGACAAAGAAAAAACAAUUACUGAACCUUCAAAACUAGAUUCCGCAAAAUCCAAUAAAACUGUAUUGCCUACUAGUAAAGUUAGUGUGUUUAAUAACCCAACGACCCUGGGAAGUCUUUUAAAACUUGAUAAAAAGAAAGAGACAGUAACUAAUGUCACAAAAAGACCUGUAACUGAAAAUAUUAUAUCAGUUCAAAAGGACAACAAUUUGUUAACAUCUAGUCAGCUGAUCUCAGAAAGUGCUAUUCCAUUACCUCCAGGGCCAGGUCCAACAAAAGAAAGUUCUAAAUCUACUUUAGAUGAUAAACAAAAAGAUAUUCAAAAUGUGAAGGUAGACAAUACUCUGCCAGUGUUUGGGCCAGUGUUGCCAAGAUCUAUGGCAAUCAAUGAUAAACAAAACAAUGUAGAGGAACCGAAAGUUGAGAUUAAGAAACAAAUUGGAUUUAAAAACUUUGGUAUAAAACUUAGUGCUACCAGUGCUGAACUUAUUCAAUCAGGAGAAAUUCACAAGAAAGGGAAGAGAUUAGAAGAAGGUGAGGUUUUAUCCUCCUCCUCCGGUGGAAGUGACAGUUCUGACUCGGAUGGCAAUGCUGAUAGUGAUGAUGACAACGAUAAUGACGAGAUCUCUGGUACUGGCUCAAUCAGUGACUCAGAAGGUGAUUCAAAAUCAGGAUCAAAAUUAAAAAAGAAGAAGAAGAAAAAGAAAAAAGGAAAACAUAAGAAGAAAAAGAAGCAUAAAGAUAAGGAUGAUGUCUUAACUGUUGGAAAGGAAAAGUCAGCAUCAAAAAGAAAAGUCUCAAUUACUCCACGUUCAAGGUCAAGGUCUCCUAAGAGAUCACGAAGGUCAAGGUCACAUUCAAGAGAAAGGUCAAGAAGAAGAUCACGCUCUAGAUCAAGAGGGAGGUCAAGAAGAUCUAGAUCAAGGUCCAGAGGUCGUCGAAGUUCAAAAUCAAGCAGUAGAAGGUCAAGGUCAAGAUCAAAAGGUAGAAGAUCAAGAUCAAGAGGUAGAAGGUCAAGGUCCAGAGGUCGUAAAUCAAAAAGUAGAAGUCCAGAUAGAUUUUGGAGAAGCAAGUAUGGAGACUUUGAUGCCUACAGAUUUCUUAAAGGAAAACAUGACCGAUCACGGAGUCGAUCUCCAGAUAGAGAACGAGACAGAUUUAUCGAGAAAGAGAAGAAAAGAUUAGAAGAUUUAAGACUAAGAAUAGAUAAAGCCAAACUCAGGGAAAUAGCAAUAAAAAAUGCAGUAACAAAUGCAAGAUCAGGUGGCCCGCAGCUGGAUGUGGCAAUCAAAUCUGGAGGGAAGUCAGUUGAGGAAUUAACAGAGUAUUGUAAGAAGAUACAGGAGAAAGAAAUAUUGAAGAAGAAAUCAAGGAAUGAGUUUGAGAGUUCGUCCGAUGAGGAGCCAGCUAAACAUUCUGAUGAUGAAGAUUUGUUACAUCAUCCUUUCUUGGUGAAGGAAGCAAGUGCUAUAGUAGUUGAUAUCAAGAAUGCUAAUCCACUGCCAAUUACUACUCCACAAGAAAGACUUACCCAGAAUUCUCAACUUAGGAUAACAUAUCCUGUAUCUAGUGGUUCCCAGCACAGAGACAAAGAAUGGGUACCAGUUGAGCCAGAACCGGUUCCUCCACCAAAGCCAAAAACUAACACAGUAGGUGGGGUACCAGCCCUGAUGCCACCACCAGCUCCACCCAAAGCUAAACCAGACAUUAAAGUGUUUGAGGAGCCUCCAGAACAGCCAGUGGAUAUCAGCUCUAUUGUAUCAGAAAGAUUGACAGCCAUGAAGAAGUUACAGGAUAAUCCAAAUGAUGUUACAGCUAAAAUAAUACUCAGUAAAGCACAAAAACAGGCCAGUCAGUGGGCAGCAUCAAAGAAUUUACCAGGUCAGUUUAUAGGCAGUACAGGUGCUAGCAUCAUGUCACAGGACGAGCUAAUGGGAAACAAGAAACGACAGGCAUGGCUGAAAAAGAAAAGAAGAUUAGAAAGUUUGAGACAAAGACAAUUUAAACAGAAAUUUACAACAGAAGUUGUGAAAAAGAUUCUUAUGAAGAGCCUUAAUAUACAGAGAAAGGAUGUGUUCACAAGUGCGGCCCCCGUGACUGGUGGUAUAGGAAUGUUCCUCUUACAAAAGAUGGGAUGGAAGCAUGGCGAGGGACUUGGCAAGAAUAAUGAAGGAACAAAAGAACCAUUGAUGUUAGAUUUUAAAAUUGACAGGAAAGGUCUGGUGACUGAAGGAGAAGGAAAGAAAGGUGGUCAACCAAAACUUCCUAGGGUAAAAGAUUUAUCAGGUAAACACCCAGUGUCUGCACUAGGGGAGCUUUGUAACAAGAAACGUUGGGGUCCUCCACAUUAUGAUAUGAUACAUGAAAGUGGACCUGCUCAUAAAAAAGAUUUCCUCUUCAAAGUAAAAGUGAAUGGCGUCGACUAUCAGCCGUCUAUUUCCAGUAACAACAAGAAAUUAGCUAAAGCCCAGGCUGCCACUGUAUGUCUACAAGAAUUAGGACUGAUACCUAGAAACAUUUCAGCUACAUAAAAAUGUUAUAUACAUUUCUAUAGCUUUAGUUGGCAUGGCAACAGUAUGAUGACCAUUUAAUAUCAACACUAGUCUUACUGUAUCUAAGAUGUAUCAGUGUUUAAAACAUGGAUGUUCUUCUUUGUACAGAAAAAAAUUCUUUUAAUCAUGGUGCUUUGUUUAACAGAGGUUGCAGAAGAAUUUUUGAAGAAUGUCUGACUUUUUCAAAAAAAGUUUCUAUGUAGAUAAGCUUUCCUUAUGUAUUUCAUUUCAUUGGCUAAGUGAUAUAGGACUCGUGAGGCAGUGGAGACAUUGACUUUUGAAAGACAUUUAGAUCAAUAGUGUAUUACAGAAAUAGUGUGUAUUUCUACAUAUGUAUUUUGUUUCAAACAUCAUUUAAAAUGUUUGUAUUGUUAUUUACUUGUCUUAAAAACAUACUGUUAAAAGAAUUAAAAUGAUAAAUAGUUCCCCGACAAUAUCUUGGAUUGAAAAGUCUUACAGUAAUGUAUACAUGCAUUAAUAUAUCAUUCAAUAUUUGUUUAAUGACAAGUAUCUAUUAUACAUCACUUGUGCUUGUAAUUUUUAAAGUCAUAAAGUGUGUUACCUUUUGAAAGUGUAAUUGAAAUAAAUGUCAUUUACUGAAGUAAAUGUAACUUUAUGUUUGUAAGUUUUAGCUAUUAAAAGAAAAGAAAUAUGUUUAAUGUCUACUGAAAUAAAUGUAAUGUAACAUGUUGAAGUAAAUAUUGCCUUCUGAAGUAAAUGUUAUCUGUUGAAGAAAAUGUAACCUUAUAUGUGUUUUAUUGACAUGAAUGGUACUUAAUGAAGUAAAUGUUGCCUUUCUGAAGUUUGAUUAAAAUAAUUGUAUAAAAAUGAUUUUUGUUCUGAACAAUAACUAUUAUGAUAAAGCAUUGUAUUCAGAUUUGUGCACAAUUAUUGUGGAAAGUGUAAGAAAAUGGCUGUAAGAAAAGGCUAUAUAUUGAAGUUAAUGUGGCUAAAAGAUGUAGUUGUUGUUACAGAUGGCUAACUGUAUCUUAUGAACCAUUAUAUAACAAUGCAACAUUAACUUUAUAUUAGAUUUUUUUGCCAACGUAUGUGUUUAAAAUCUAAAACGUAUGUGUUUAAAAUCUAAACUUUAUAUAUUAGUUGCAGUUAAUGGCUAUUUCAAUACUUGCCUGGUAUCAUUUUGUACCAGAUAGUCUUAUCUUCCUAAGUCUAACUAAGAUGUUAAGAACAUUUUUCUAUAAUAAUUAUGAAAUGUAUAUAUUGCUAAAAAUGUUGAGAUAUUUUUAGUUUCCUGACAAAGCUUAUAAGCAAAAACUUUGACAUUCAUUUCGAUGAGACAAGCAUUGACAAGAAAUAAAGUCAUGUAUAUGUGAUAAUUGAUCAUUUAUGUUUCCAUUCCAUAAAUUGGUAUGUAAUUUUAACUUUUUAACUGUUUUUACUUGAAUUUAUCGGUGUCUUCCUAACUAACACAUAGAGUUAAUAUUUUAGCACAUUAGUAAACAUAACAUUUGACACAUUUUUGCAGAGAGUAAGUAAAGACUGAAUGCAUGGUAUGUCCUAAUUAUCCACAGUCAACUUGUUCAUAAUAUCAUUGGUAAGAUUUGAAUCAAGCGGUAACAAAUUCCUUUCAUAACACAACUGAAGAUAAGUUUGUUUGAGUUAAUGUGAAAAGAUUGGAAAGUGUUGUUUUAAGACGGAAUGCUCAUAUAGUGGACUCUCAUUAUCAAAUAAUAUACAUGUAUAAAUGUAUUUAUGUAGUUUAUAACUGAAAUGUUUAACCUCCCCAGAAUGUGUUUGAUUUGUUUGCAUAUAGUUGUCUUUCAGUCAGUCACUCUAAGUACCUUCGUUUAUUGACGGACACCUUAGAUAUUUGUUGUGUGGGUAUCUCUGGUGUUUCAGGUCUAGGUCAUGUGACAUUUUCUGACCUCAGUGUUGUAUCUUAGGAUAUUCAUUGGUCAGUGUAGAUUCUGUGUCAGCUUCUGACCAAUCAAAUACCCGAGUUUUGAGAUUGGGAAAUUUCUGUAUAACUUACGACCUGAUCAUAAAGACCUGAAAUAAAUCUACAUACUUGGCCAAGAGGUAGUAAUUUCAGUUUUGUCAGAGUGACAUUGAGGAGCAUUCACCAAAGUUUCAGAUUGAAUGAUAUAAUUUUAGUUUUAUUGAAAACUUUACAGUUUUGUAAUGUUCAGUUAGUGUGAAUAGUUGUUAAGUAAAUAAAUAAAAAUUAUUGUUA
Molecule: messenger RNA, 5455 nt
Organism: Ruditapes philippinarum (Manila clam)
Lineage: Eukaryota; Metazoa; Mollusca; Bivalvia; Venerida; Veneridae
Product: protein SON-like
Exons: 15
Coding region: 163-3240 (1025 amino acids)
Biological process (GO): regulation of mRNA splicing, via spliceosome; regulation of cell cycle
Molecular function (GO): RNA binding
Source: RefSeq, a predicted model, not a curated record